Molecule: messenger RNA, 5322 nt
Organism: Dicentrarchus labrax (European seabass)
Lineage: Eukaryota; Metazoa; Chordata; Actinopteri; Moronidae
Gene: pip5k1ca
Product: phosphatidylinositol-4-phosphate 5-kinase, type I, gamma a
Exons: 18
Coding region: 452-2641 (729 amino acids)
Biological process (GO): phosphatidylinositol metabolic process
Molecular function (GO): phosphatidylinositol kinase activity
Source: RefSeq, a predicted model, not a curated record
UGUUUAUAUGUUGACUCACCAGACGGAUUAAGAGCUUGAGUAAAUGUACUACAACCACUCAGACUCCCAGCAGUUCAAGCUGACCUCUACGUGUGAUUCAGAGCAUCCAGGAGGACGCACUGAGCUCCAGGCUGCAGUUCCCGCGACCUCCUGCAGAGGGAGCCACAGUGUCCGGCACAAAACCAGGCAGCGAGCAGCACGGCAGCAGCAGCAGCAGCAGCAAGUGCGGUGCAGUCGACCUGAGAGGAGAGGACUGCGUGCCGCCGCCGUCGUGAGGAAAACACCGCACAGAUGAAGGGACCGUCGCGAAUAACUAACACACAUUUCUCCGUUUGAUUAUUGUCACAUAUCAAACAACACCGUCCUCCUUCCUCCCUGCCACCGGGAUCGAGCCGUCGCUGCGGGUCUUUCAGUCGGUGGGCUUGCCUUGUUUUUUCCUCCGGGAGGCUGAAUGGAAGCAGCAGCCGAGGGAGCGGUCGGGCUGUCGGAGGCCAGGGACGGGAGCCCGCUAUCCGUUGCCGCAGCAUCCGAUGAUGGAGACACGGUCGUUGGAGUUAGCUACGGGAUGGACGCCGCCGACAUGGAUGCUGCUGCUAAGAAAGCCUUCAUCACAGAGAUGCCCUCUUCCUCAGGCCAGCCUGGUCAGGGAAAGAAGAUUGGCCACAGAGGGGUGGAUGCAUCAGGGGAAACUACUUACAAGAAGACCACAUCCUCAGCCUUGAAAGGUGCCAUCCAGCUGGGCAUCGGUUACACGGUGGGCAACCUGAGCUCCAAGCCUGAGAGAGAUGUGUUGAUGCAGGACUUCUACGUGGUGGAGAGCAUCUUUUUUCCCAGUGAAGGCAGCAACCUCACUCCAGCCCACCAUUUCCCGGACUUCCGCUUUAAAACAUACGCUCCUGUGGCCUUCCGCUACUUCAGAGAAUUAUUUGGCAUCAGGCCAGAUGACUACCUGUACUCCCUAUGUAAUGAGCCUCUGAUCGAGCUGUCCAAUCCUGGAGCGAGUGGCUCUGUCUUCUACCUUACAAAAGACGACGAGUUCAUCAUCAAGACUGUGAUGCACAAAGAGGCUGAAUUCUUACAGAAACUGCUGCCUGGAUACUACAUGAACUUGAAUCAGAACCCUCGCACUUUGCUGCCCAAGUUUUUCGGCCUCUACUGUGUCCAGUCUGGCGGGAAGAACAUCCGUGUGGUGGUGAUGAACAACGUCCUUCCCCGCGUCGUUCGCAUGCACCUUAAAUACGACCUGAAGGGCUCCACCUACAAGAGGCGAGCAUCCAAGAAGGAAAGAGAGAAGGCCAGGCCCACUUUCAAAGACCUGGACUUCAUGCAAGAUCUGCAGGACGGACUGAUGCUGGACCAGGACACUUACAACGCACUGGUCAAGACCUUACAGAGAGACUGCCUGGUGCUGGAGAGCUUUAAGAUCAUGGACUACAGUCUGCUGCUUGGGGUUCACAACAUGGACCAGGCGGAGAGGGAGAGACAGAUGGAGGGCUCCCAGGGCGGCAGCGAUGAGAAGAGGCCCGUGGCCCAGCAGAAGGCCCUGUACUCCACAGCCAUGGAGUCCAUCCAGGGAGGAGCCGCCUGCGGGGGGUCCAUCGACACUGACGACACGAUGGGCGGCAUCCCGGCUGUGAAUGGAAAAGGAGAGAGACUUCUUCUUUACAUCGGAAUCAUCGACAUCCUGCAAUCCUACAGGCUAAUCAAGAAACUGGAGCACACGUGGAAGGCUUUGGUUCAUGACGGGGACACUGUAUCAGUCCACCGGCCAGGCUUCUAUGCAGAUAGGUUCUUCAAGUUCAUGAGCAGCAUGGUUUUCAAGAAGAGCUCCUCUCUAAAGUCAUCUCCAUCCAAGAAGGGUCGCGUGUCGUUGUCGGUGCCUAAAUGCGCUGGUCCUGGUGCAGCCUGGUCAGCUAGCCAGCUGCCCUCUGAGAGAGACGAGAAUAUCUACGACCUGAGAGGAGCUCGCAGCUUCCCAACGCUGGAGGACGAGGGGCGACCAGAUCUUCUUCCAUGUACUCCUCCAUCCUUUGAGGAGGCCACUACAGCUUCUAUUGCCACCACUCUCUCUUCCACCACCUCUCUGUCCAUCCCAGAGAGGUCCCCCUCUGACACGGCCGAGCACCCCCGCUACAGGAGGCACACCCAGUCUCUGAGCCACGACGGCAGGACCCAGGAGGAGCUGCGUGUGCGUGAGGAGGAUCAGCAGACGAUCACAGUGGAGGUGGAGUUGAAGAGACACGACAGCGAGCCCACCAUCUCUGUCCCACAUCCUUCACCUGAGACCAGUGGGGUUCAGGAAGUAGCUGGUGCCGAGGCUCCCAAUGCCGCUGCAGCAGCACCUUCCAGCUCUUCGUCAGCACCUGAAGCUGCCUCCUCCUCGUCUGCCCCAGCUGCUCCCUCUUCCCCCGGGGCAGCCAGGGACGCUCCGUCCAGCCCCAAGGUGACGAUGGAGGCAGACAGGGCCAGCCAGAUGUCCGGCUCAGGGUGCACCAGCCAGGCUUCAGUCGAUGAUGAAGAUGAUGUGCCAAUCACAGAUAUCUACUUUCCUCCAGAGGACAAGACCUGGGUGUACUCUCCGCUACACUAUGGCUCAGAGUCUAAGGCCCUGCCAGAUGGGGAUUGGGAAAGAGAGACAUAAACCCUGUUCUCUGGCAGAGAGGAGUGAACGUCUCAGCGGAGAGGACUCAUCGGUCAGAAGUCCAGACCUCAGCGGUAGCAGCAGGAUCUCUGUCUGAACCAGGACUUUAAACAUGUAUACAAGUGACUUGAGUACCAGAGAGGGGGAAAAAAUCCUGACAAUGAUGACAUUGCUGAUUUUUAACCAUCCCUGCCUUUCACCCUGGACAAAUGAAAAUUAUAUAAAUUUAACAAUAAUGUGUAUGUGUGACAUGCAGUAGUGUGUAUACGGCUGUAGUCUUAUAUGUUUGACAUACAUGAAAGACCAUAGUAGCUCACAGUGCCUCUGAAAUGUAUUCACCCCCUUGGAAGUGUUCAUGUUUUACUGUCUUACAACACUGAAGUAGAUAUAAUGUGGCUUUUUUUGACACUGAUCAACAGAAAAAGACGCUUUCAUGUCAGUAAACAUAAAAUAAAACAUGAUAACUUCCACAUGGGGUGAAGUCUUUUUGUAGGCAUUGUACAGUAUGAUCUAGUUCACACAAGCACAGCCCUAUAACAGGCUCUCCCACUCACUCCUGCAGAGCAGCACACGGACAUUUGGCCAAUCAGGAUAAGCCCACCAACGCUCCUUGGUACUGGCUGUAUUGAUGUUGUACCCUCACAUGGCAUCCAGCAACAGCUGGAAAAGAAACACAUGGUGUGAGAUUUCAGUGUGCCGGAUGAGUGGUCAAACCUGUGGUGUUGGGAGGGCUGUGCUCUGAGAACUGGAGUUACAAUGAUAACCAUCGUUUGGCCAAUCAAAACAGAACAUCCAGACGUCUCUGUCAUUCUCACAUUUCCAGUAGUGAAAAUAUGCAGUUCAGUUUAUAGAAACACAGAAUUUCUUUUAGUGAAUAUAUAUAGUUCUUUCAUAGCAUAAUAAUUUAUUAUGUAUAUCAAAAACAUUUUUCCAACAUUUUUUUAUUUCUGUUUUACUACUGUGAACUUAUAUUUGUUUUGUCUGUUUGUAUUUUAUUCUAAUGGUCACUGUUAUUGAUACUUUUUCACUCUGAACGCUUUCUUUUCAAUUUGCAUCCAAAGAACUUUUAUUUUUUGUUUUAUCAUUUCAGCACUGCAGCUUUUUUUUUUUAGUUUACCAGUUUCUUUUUUUACAUCAUGUGUUUGUUGUUUAAUUUCAGUGUUAACUACUUUUUUCACUACACCUCUUGUAGAAACAGAUGAGGCUCAUGACUCUCGCCUUCAAAAAGAAGGCAUCAAUUGCAACACUAAGGCAGCAGACAUUGUCAGUCAUUAUAGUAAUCUUCACAUCAUUACAAUGUCUUCCAGUGUUGCCCUAUUUUUGGACAGAUGCACACAAAUCAUUUGUAACAAUAGAAUUUCAUAUUUCCUUUUUCCUGUUUUUUUUUUAUGAGGGUGGAACAAUAAUCAGCAUAUCAGUGACAGUUGCUCUAUCUGGUCGCCCUUACCUCCUCACAAUAAGAAAAUCCAUUGACUGGACAUUUCAAAUGUUUGUAGACGUAGAGCAUCAGUUGUAGUAUUUGCAGUCAAUAUCGUACCUGUUAUCUGUAUAUUUGAAUGAACACAGUACGUCGCAGUGUUGACCUGGUGACACAGCAGUUUGUAAAUGGGUUGAAUGUUGUUUGCACUUGUCAAGAGGACCUGAAGAUGAACUAGUGAUAGAGGCCAAAUAAACAUACAUCACGUUAUCUUCGUUUUCUGCUCACACCGGUGAUAUAUAGACGGCGUUUUUGUUAGGAUUAUCAAGUGUGUGUGUUGGUGAAGUCAAUCACAGUCAUUGUAGUGUUAACUGUAGUCUCUCUGUGGCUGACAUCGUAGGACUCUCAAGUAAGACUUAAGUUCAACAAACUGAUUUUUUAAUCUAACUUCUAACAGACGCAGUUUCUUCAGUUGGUUGGUAUGUUUCUAUGUGUGUUUGUGUGUGUAAGGAAGGACACCUCAAUGUUGGACAUUGUAAAAUAGAAAUCAGCUCAUUCUCAUGAUGUGCAGUGGCCAGUUGUAAUCAGUUUGCUGUUCAUCAGAUGGAGACCAUAGCAGCAAUAUUUUGUACAGUCUAGCUUUUAAGUUCAUUUUUAUUGCCUUAUUGAGAAAUUUUACAUGUAGGCCUAUUGUUUAUAUUUUUUUCACUUGUGCUGUUGUAUUUAUUUUUCUUUCUCAUAGUUGUGCUCCUGAGAAUGUGUACAUAAAAUUAUAAAUACAUAUAUAAAGAUAUACAAAUAUAUUUUCCAUUUGAAUCGGAGAAUAUUAUUUUUAUUUGGUUUUAUUUUUGCUGCUGGGCAAGAAAUGAUUGCAAUCUACAUAAUUUACUGUACCAUAUCCUUCAGUGUGUUUAUUGAGAUGCAGCUGCUGUAUAUUUAUGGUCUAUAAACCACAGCUGUUUCUUUGUAAGAUAUCCAAAUUGAAAGAUUUGUGGGGUUUACUGUACAUGCAAAUCAAUAGGGAUUCUUCCAACUGUUCAGCUGUGUUGUGUAUGUGUUUUCAAAUCGCUGUGUGCCCUCAUCCAAUAGGGAGAGUCCUUAACAGAGACAUAGCAUGAUUUCAAAAUGAAUAUGCAUAUCAGAAAUGUGUAUUUAUGUAUAUCUGUGUAUAUUCAUCUAUUUAUACGUGAGGAUAAAUAGAUGGCUGUAUGUGUGUGUGUUUGGACUCAAUCAGAAUGAAUACAAAAUAAAGCAGUUCUAUGAA